This is a messenger RNA of Pyricularia oryzae 70-15, 325 nucleotides long. RefSeq lists its product as uncharacterized. Bases 1 to 324 code for a protein of 107 amino acids. The record is from RefSeq and is a predicted model, not a curated record. Lineage: Eukaryota; Fungi; Ascomycota; Sordariomycetes; Magnaporthales; Pyriculariaceae. The transcript has 3 exons.
AUGACAACAUGUCCUCCCGCACCUACACGGAAGUUCUUUGCAGGGUUGGGAUCUGGGGCUGGGUCUGGGUCUGGGUCUGGGCCUGGCCUUGGUUGCACAUUAACGUGCUACUGGUUCGUGCGGUCAAACACCCUCAUACAUACCAAGCGAGAUGUUGACCUGUGGUCUUUGCGAAGUCGGCUACGGCGGCUGUGCCGUGUCAAGAUGCACGAGAAUCUACCAAAUAACCUUGCAAUAUUAUACAGUAGUACGGUACGGAGGAAUGCCUUGGUCGGAAGAUGUGGCUGCAGCAGGAUUUCUUCUGAGGAGAAUAGUAGCGAAUAAG